This is a messenger RNA of Nematostella vectensis (starlet sea anemone), 6599 nucleotides long. RefSeq names its product zinc finger protein 91. The transcript has 2 exons. NCBI's taxonomy places the organism in Eukaryota, Metazoa, Cnidaria, Anthozoa, Actiniaria, Edwardsiidae. Bases 141 to 4409 code for a protein of 1422 amino acids. The record is from RefSeq and is a predicted model, not a curated record.
CAAACCCUUUGCGGUAGAAUGGAUAGCCAUAAGUUGACCCACGAAAUACUUCUGGGCAAAAAAACCCUGUCUGAGUACUACUUUCCGUCGUAACUUCACCUCUCUCCAAGCGAGUUGGUUUUCUCGUUUUGUUGACUUUCAUGGAAACUGGAGAGAGUACAGUUGUGUUCUUCUAUGAUGCUAUAUCACCUGAGGACAGCAAUGUUGUUUCACAGUCCCUUGAAGUCAUUGAGGAGGGAAGGCCCCAGUCAGCAGCUUUGACGACUCUGAAUCUGUCAGAUCUUCUGGAAGCUGCUUGUGUGUCUGCAACUUCUAAUAGCACAGCUCAAACCACAGAUACACAGACCAUAGUUACAGAGGCACACUCUUUCACAAAAGGUUUUCAGGAUGAUCACCAUACCGAUGACCACCUUUACUCGACAAGACAAACAGCAGAUGCUGAAGAAGACCUUUCAAUUAUGAACUGCAGCGUUGAAGGAGCAGCUGAUGAGGAUAAAGAUGAUACUGAUGAUGAAGAUAAUUCGAUUAUAGACUGCAAUGGAGAAGAUGAUGACGAUGAUAGCGUUGCACCCAUGUCAGAUUCUCACCUUCCAAUCAUGGGUCUUGUGCAGGUGUCCUCGCACAGCCCUGGCUUUCUCAAGACAGGUGGGGUCUACAAGUGCCCCCUUUGUGUUACAGUGUGUGAGAAUGAGCUUAUUCUUCAAGAGCACAUUAAGAUGCACAAGAGGAAAAACAAGCACUACUGUAAUUAUUGUGCUGAAGUGUUUGCUGCCAAAGCUAGACUACAAGAGCAUGUCAAAAGCAUGCACCCAUACACUUGUAUACAAUGCCAGGUGACAUUCAGCACUGAAUUAGAGUAUACAGUACACAAGAAUGAUUGUAAUUCGCAUUACAGUUGUGAUGAGUGUGGAAAGGUUUAUAAAACCGCAAAACUGCUUAGAAACCACGCUAAAAUUCACAAUAAACAGCGUUUUCCAUGCCCACAAUGCGAUAAGGUGUUCAGUUCAAAGGGAUUCUUAGCCAAGCAUGAGGUCAUUCACUCAGAUCAAAGACCACAUGUUUGUAUGGAAUGCGGUAAGAACUUUAAAAUGGCCUGUCAGUUGGCCAUGCAUUCAAAGAAACAUACAAAUGCUGAUCACAUCCACGAGUGUUCCACAUGUCAGAAAACCUUCGAAGGCAAAUUGUCACUUAUUAGCCAUAUAAAGUCAGAACAUCCUGAGUUCUCAUCUGCCCCAGAGCCAGUAGACGGUACUGUGGGUCACUCAUGCCCCACAUGUGAUCGGGUCUUCCAGACAAAUGCUAACCUUGAGCGGCACCAAGCCAGCCAUUCUGAGGAGAGACCAUACACAUGCAGCCAAUGUGACAAAGCGUUCAAAGCCCCCCACUACCUGGCACUCCACAUGAAGUCUCACUCUAUGGCAAAUGUUACAUUCGUGUGUUCUGUCUGCGACAAGGAGUUCCGCUCAAAGACGGCCCUUAUUAACCACCAAGUGAAGCACCUUGAUGAGAGACCAUUCACGUGUAGUGAGUGCGGACAGGCCUUUAAGAGGUUCAAUGAUAUGAAUAUUCACCUGAAAACCCACACCUCGGGGGAUGCAUUCAAAUGCAACACGUGUGAUAAAAGAUUUUGUAGCGCUGUUAACCUUAACCGCCACAUGUUGUGUCAUAACCAAGAAAGACCCUACGCUUGUGAUGACUGCGACAGAGCCUUUAAAAGACCGAGAGACUUAGAGACCCAUUCAAAAGCACAACACGCCAAUGUGGACAAAAUGACUCAUUCUGCCAAUGAAGAUACGCCACGUUCAAACGCAGAAAUACCCGCCCCUUCACCUGCUAAGAAGCCAAGGAAAGCGCACACGAAGCCCAAAAUAGAAGUGUUCAAGUGUACCAUGUGUGGUAGUGUUUCACAAUCGGCCGCGUCUCUUUGCAGACAUCUGAAAUCCCACCCUGGGGAUCCCAUCUAUGAGUGUACUCACUGUGAUAGGAAGUUCGCUCACGAGUUUUUGCUGACCCGGCACCAGUUGAACCAUUCCGCCAAUAAGCCACUCCGUUGUGAUCGAUGUUCUAAGGUCUUUGAAACCAUUGAGCAGCUUCAAGAACACAGGACAACUCACCGCUCUCUGAAACAAAAUGUUUGCCCCCACUGCGGUAAAGGAUUCCUUACCUAUUCCAAGAUGAUGAGACAUGUCGUGGUCCACUCUGACUUAAGGCCACAUAAAUGCCCUCAGUGCAGUGCAGCAUUCAAGAUAAAAGAUCAGUUGGCGCGUCACGCUAAAGUUCACACCCGCGAGAAACAGACAUUCACUUGUGAGGAAUGUGAUAAAGUGUUUGAAAUGGCUUGUGGCUAUCGUACCCAUAUGAGGUUCCAUUCCAACACAAUGACGAAAUCCUUGAAGUGUAGUCACUGUGAUGAAAUGUUUCCUACACGUGCAAAUCUUAUUGCACACCACAAAGAGGUCCAGGCCAAGGGCAAUUUCAAGUGUGAACAAUGCGAUAAGAGUUUAUUAUCUCAGUAUUACUUGAAAAGGCAUUUAUUGACCCAUACCAGAUCGCCUUCUUGCGCCUCGUGCAAGGAGACUUUCGAUUCCAAAGAGAAUUUGGAUGCGCAUGUGAACGCAGGAUGCCCUAAAAAGAAACCACAAGAAACUUACACUUGUGAAGUUUGCGAUAAAGGUUUCUCUAGAGUGAGUAGCUAUAAGACGCACUUUAGGUAUCAUUCCAAAGACACCUUGACAUUUAAGUGUAGCCAUUGCAACGAAACAUUCUCAAAUCGUCAAAGUCUAAUUGAGCACCAUAGGGAGGUAACAGCGGAAGGCGAUUUCAAGUGUGACGUCUGCGAAAAAUGUUUCAUCACGAAGGCCCAUUUGAAAACGCAUAAAGUGGUACACACAAGGCAACCGCGUUGUUCCAGUUGCAAAGAGACUUUCGAUUCCAAGGAGAACCUGAAACAACACUCUAGUGCUGGAUGCCCUGAAAAGAGUUCACAGGAGAAAGAGGCGUACACUUGUCAAGUUUGCGAUAAAGUGUUCUCUAGGGUGAGUAGCUAUAAGACGCACUUUAGGUAUCAUUCCAAAAACUCCUUGACAUUCAAGUGUAGUCAUUGCAACGAAACAUUCUCAAAUCGUCAAAGUCUAAUUAAGCACCAGAGGGAGGUAACAGCGGAAGGUGAUUUCAAGUGUGACGUCUGCGAAAAAUGUUUCAUCACGAAGGCCCAUUUGAAAACGCAUAAAGUGGUACACACAAGGCAACCGCGUUGUUCCAGUUGCAAAGAGACUUUCGAUUCCAAGGAGAACCUGAAACAACACUCUAGUGCUGGAUGCCCUGAAAAGAGUUCACAGAAGGAAGAGGCGUACACUUGUCAAGUUUGCGAUAAAGUGUUCUCUAGAGUGAGUAGCUAUAAGACGCACGUUCGGUUUCAUUCCAAGGACACAACUGGCUGGAAGUGCCAUCACUGCGAUGAAUUCUUCUCGACACAUGUGUAUCUUGUCGAGCACCAAGAGAGUGUUUUGGGCGAGAGAGAGUUCACCUGCGAAGUUUGCGACAAGAGUUUACUCACUCGAGCCCAUCUAAAGAGACACACGAUGAACCAUAAAAAGUCGCCCUCUUGCAGCUCAUGCAAAGAGACCUUUUGCUCGGAAGGAGAGCUAAAAGAGCAUUUGAGUAACAGAUGUGAAAGCCUUAAGUGCAAGAUCUGUGAUAAGUCGUUCUCUCACAUUGGCGCUCUCAAAGCCCAUGCAAAGACACACGGCAAGAGUGUAGGAGAAAAUACAGUUUGUGUCACGUGUAGUCAAGUGUUCUCAUCUCUCCAAGAGUAUCAGGAACACGCGAGAUCUCAUCAGACACAGUCUUCAUUUGAGUGCACUGAAUGUGGCAAGUUAUUCUCCCGGAACAAGGCACUGAAGAGACACCGUCUUGUGCACACCUCUGGAAGCAAAUUCUCGUGCGCCAUUUGUAACAAAGCAUUCAAAACUAAGCACCACAUGGAAAGGCAUUCCAAGAUCCAUAGUCGCGACAUUGAAGGUAUCGCUUGUCCCAGAUGCGAAAAGUCUUUCCGGUCCGAGGCACAGCUGAAAAGGCAUUUAUCAGAGCAUAAGGAUUAUGGAAGCAAGUCGCGCCCAAGAUCGCCAAGGAAGAUUGGACAGACCGGAUCCGUGGCACGUGACAAAAGAGCCGCGAAUCCAGUCUCCUCAAGGUCACGUUUACCUGUAGAAUCACAAAAGAGCUUGGAACCGAAGUCACGUGUCACAACUGACGUCAAGUCGAUUGCUCAAGCCACAUUAAGGUCACGUGGUAGCGCGUCAUGUGGUACCAGCAAUUUAACGCAAGGGAAGUUCCGGUGUGACGGGUGUAGGAAGACGUUUUCCUCAUCAAGGGAUCUGCGCAUCCACAGACGAGAACACGCAAAAUAGUGAGUGGGAGUUAGAUGAGUGUUAUCCUAACUAUGGUGUGGUGAAUGGAUUAUAAGUAAAGAUUGGCGUGAUGAUUGCACCUCCCGCAUACCUAUGCGCAAUAAGUACAUUCUUUUUAGAAAGUAAGAUCAGGGACUCCCCUGCUCCCCAGUAUUCCAUAGUAUUUAAAGAAUACCUAAAUCUGAUUUGAAAUAUGUAGAUAAAGACUUUCAGAGAAGCCUUGUGUAUUGGGUACGAUUCUUAAUCUCUUAAAAAGUUUUCCUUAUUCUCACAAAGAUGGGAUGUUGUUUUAAUUGGCUUAUUCCAAAGGCAGUCUCCUGGAAUAUGUACUGUUUCUGGCCAUCGGUGGAAUUAAUGUCGUUUUACGUAUUAUCUGAUUUUGAUUGGGAUUGGGAUUUUACUGUUAUUUUCAGUCAUUAUUCAAUUAACUGUUUAUGUAUACUUUCUGCCUUAGAAGUGUUCGUUUUUGUUAACAUUUUAAUGUAUUCAUGAUGUAAAAAUUAUUUAGCUUGUCGGUUUAUUCUGUGAUGGUUUUUGUACGCCUCCAAUUUUAACACAGUUUUAUCAUCUGUAAAUUUCACUUUGAAUUUUUAACGGAUAACACUCGUCUCAUUGGUCAACACUUGAGAAGGCUCCCGACCGAGCAAAAUCGAUGCAAAUUGUUAACAACUGUUGACCCAAUCAGAGCGCGCAAAAUGUAACCCGAUAAGAAUUCAAAGUCUUACGGGAGCUAUAGGUGGUUUAGCAGUUGCCAAGAGCACACACAUAGCUCAAACCGCGUAUCAUCGUUGUUAUUAUUAUAAUUAUCCAUCUUUAGAAAAAAUGCUUUAAAGACUUUUAUCAUUCGACCGUCAGUCGAGAAUCCUUAUAUUAAUAAGAUGCCUAUUCUAUCAUUCGACCGUCAAUCGAGAAUCCUUAUAUUAAUAAGAUGCCUAUUCUAUCAUUCGACCGUCAAUCGAGAAUCCUUAUAUUAAUUAGAUGCCUAUCCUAUUAUUCGACCGUCAAUCGAGAAUCCUUAUAUUAAUUAGAUGCCUAUUCUAUCAUUCGACCGUCAAUCGAGAAUCCUUAUAUUAAUAAGAUGCCUAUUCAAGUUCAACAGGUAGACAUUCGCCGAAUAGUCAUGCGUUCAACUUUUCCUCCCGCUGACAAUCCAUUCUACAAAAGCUUAGAUUUUAAAGUUUAAAAACUUUCUUUAGAAGGCAAUUACUGUUCUGUCGUGGUAGAUUUCGAAACCCCUGCUUUCUGAGUCCGUAUAUAGUCGUAUAGAAGCUGGAUUUUAGAAGUACUCAGUGGAAUUCGUGCCUUAGUAGGUGAAGUUUCUUGAAGAAAGAGAAGUGUUUAAAGGAAUGUUCUCGACGUAAAUCGCAUAAAUAAUUGAGCGUUGUACCUCGUUCCAUUGGGAUUAAUCACCGAAGUGUGAUCAAAGAUACGAACAAUUCAGCAUCACAUGACGGUCCGAGUUUAGUAUUUUAUUGCCUUAUUUGGGCAAACUUCCCUCCGUACACUCAAAGGGACCUUGUCCAUAAUUACCGGUCCUCCUGUGGUAUUACCGUAAUAUGGACCCGCGGAAUAAGCAUCUGCAGUAUCUUGUUUGCUAUUGUAUUAAAGGACUUUAUUUUUGCAAUUUUUAAAGAUCCGUUUCAUAUUUUGCAGUACACCCUUGUUUGUAUUAAGAUUCUCAUUUUAUUCGCAGUAGAAUAAUAAAUUCACUUCUCAUUUUCGAUAUUUCUUAAACUUCUAUUUAAUCCACUCUUUUUAUACUUAGCAUCUGCGGGAAAAAUAAAAUCAAUAUCGGCUACUUGCUUUUCUCACAAUAUUCCCACAUUUUACUAUAAGCUCCGAUAGUUCUUUGAUAUUCCAGAAGUCAAAACGCAAUGAUAUGCAUUAUUUGUAAGUUUAAUAUGUUUGUCUUUUAUUCACCUCCAUAUUUAGUCAAGACUUCUAACUUUCGAAUGCUUGACGCGAUAGCAGCACCCUAGCGACGUAUUAUUUAUUUCAAGUAAUUGUCUAUUCCUGGGGAUUAUCAUUAGAAUUAGCAUGACAUCAGCUGGCUACACACACAAUUCAAUAUUGUUGUCACGGCGCAACCCGCAACGAACUGUGUUGCCUAUCUAUCUAAAAACUGCGGCUUUUGGUUUAUAAACCAUGUAAGGAUAUAAUUUCGUAAUGAAUUAAAGUCAAAGUAUUGUA